UAUAUAAGGAGAUAUAUUUAUUUCUUUUCUUUUCCUUCUUGUUAUUUACUAACAUGUUAUCCUUAACUACAACGGCAGUAGAUCUUCAAUUACAACAAGAAGGAGAGCGUACAUUAGCUAUAGUAACAUAUAGUGACAAAUUAGAUGAUAUAAUUCAACAUAUAGAAUUGAAUGGUUUUCGUAUAAUUGAGACAAAGACUUGUCAUCUUACUGUAAAAGAAGCUAAAGAGUUUUAUACAGAACAUCAAAAGCAAACCUAUUAUGAUAAAUUAGUCAAUUGGUUAAGUAGCUUCACUGUAUGUGUUUUUAUUUUAGAAAAAGAAAACGCUAUUCAAGAUUGGAAAGAUUUAAUGGGUCCUGCAAAUUAUAAGAAAGCAAAAAAAGCAAAUCCAAAUUCUAUUCGUGCUUUAUUUGGUGAAAAUAUAUCACAAAAUGCUACACAUGGAAGCGAUUCAGUAAUAAAUGCUAAAAAAGAAAUUGAAUUCAUGUUUAGGCCAUUUACUACUGCUUUAUCAAAAAAAGAAGGAAACGUCUAUUCACAUGAAUGUCAAAAUAAGUUAAAAAAUACAUUGUACCAUGAUGAAUCUAUUACUCUCCAAGAUCAGGUAAAGGAUACAACUAUCAAUAAACCAUUGUUAGUAGAAGAAGAACUGAUUAAGAUGGAAGAAAUAAUACAAAAUGAUACUAUGAAUCAACAGGAGGCGCAUACUAACAGUGCAACACAACAAGAGGCACAUACUAACAAUGCUAUUCAACAAGAGGCAUAUACUGACACUACAGCUCAACAAGAGACGCAUACUAACAGUACAGAUCAACAAGAGACUCAUACUGACACUGCAGCUCAACAAGAAACUAAACCAUUAUUAAAAGAUAAAAAGGAUAAACAACAAAAAGCCAAGUCAAAUGAAAACUUAAUGAAUGAUAAGCCAAAAAAAUUAUUGAACAAAAGAAAUAGUUUACAACAUUAUCCAACACGUAUCAAAGUUCCUAAUAAUAUCCAUUUAACAAAAACUUCUAGUAAAGAAUCUACUACUACUCUCUUGCCAAAAAAAAAGAAAAAUGAAAGUAAUCAUCCCAAGAAAGAAGGCACAGCUACGACUACACGCCGGCCAAAUAAUAUAACUACUAUUGUUCAACAAGAAGAGAUAAUAACACUACAACAACAACAAACGACGACAUCAUCAACAGUUAAAAGAGGUAUAUCUAAACCUCUUCCUCCUCCUCGUCUAGCCACAACCACAACCACUUCUUCUCUUCUUAAAGAACAACAAGUAAAAAAGAAAAGAAAUAAUACAAAAAGUUUUAUCUCUCGACUCACCACACCUACUGUUGCAAGUUCAAAUAAAAAAGUUUUAACAGAAAAUGAUAAGCUCAAAAUAGCAAAAAAAUAAGAUACUUUCUUACUUAAUAAAAAGCUGAUCUUAUUUACUCCUUUCUAUAAUAAUCUAGACACUAUAAAUUUGUUUCAUUUCAUUAACAAAAAAAAAAA
Messenger RNA from Cokeromyces recurvatus, 1489 nucleotides. RefSeq lists its product as uncharacterized. Lineage: Eukaryota; Fungi; Mucoromycota; Mucoromycetes; Mucorales; Mucoraceae. Gene Ontology annotation, biological process: UTP biosynthetic process; GTP biosynthetic process; CTP biosynthetic process. The transcript has 6 exons. The record is from RefSeq and is a predicted model, not a curated record. Gene Ontology annotation, molecular function: nucleoside diphosphate kinase activity. Bases 54 to 1391 code for a protein of 445 amino acids.